ACACAAACCACUAGCAGCUACAUGUACACGAAAACAGUAGGAAAGGGAACCUCUUGAGUUUAAAAUGAACACUGAACAACCUUAAGUUAAAGAAGUAUAACACAGAUCACUGUCAGCAGCAGAAUCAGCAGAGGCAGCUACUCCUGCAUAUCUACAUCAGACAGUGGCUUCUGUGCGGUAGUUUGUGGAGAUGGUGUCCACUGUCUCCUCUUUUGAGAGUCAGCUGCUCUCCAUCAUGGAAGCAGUGGUGCGGACGGCGGUGCUGGAGAUCCGUAAACUGGUGGAUGUGGAGCGGGAGCUGCUGCGGGCGGAGGUGAGCCGCGGCCGGGGGGAGAUCAGCGCCCUGAGGAGGAGACUGAUGGAGCUCCAGCCCCGGACAAACACAACACACGCUCAUUCCUUUACUGCUGUCAAGAGUGAAUGUGCCCAAGAAGAUGUUCGCAAUCAUUUGAACAUCCGAAGAGGUGAGGUCUUUUUGGGAGAAAGCCCAUUAAUAAUUCAGCAAGACCAACUACCAAAGGAGAUCCCGCAGCAGAACUGUGAGAUAAACCAGCCGAUUAUUGUGGUAAAGGAUGAGCCACAUGAAGUAGAUGUUUGGACCGGUCAAGGCAACAGUGAAGAGGGAACCCACAGUGUCGAAGUCGUGUGCCUUUCACCCAUAAAGGAAGUGCUUAAAACUGUUCCUUGUAUUGACAGAGGAAGUAAAGAAAACACAUCAAAAGCUGAAUCGCCAGCCCUGAACAGAAACAGCCCACCUGCAAUAAUGCCGUUGAACCAAAUGGUGCAGUCGAUCUCAAAAAAAGGUAUCUCAGAAUCUGAAAAUGCUUCAUUUAGUCACUUACAGAGCUGGAGCGCUUCAAGGUCCACAAGAACAUGCAGUGCCACUUCUUUUUCAGCGGACAAGCGUUUUGUUUGCUCCUACUGUUCGAAGAGGUUCAGGUGUUUCAGUCAACUCACUAUCCACCAGCGGAGUCACACAGGUGAGAAGCCCUACAGGUGCACAAUCUGUGGAAAGAGGUACAUUCAGAAAGGACACCUGUACACCCAUCAGCGCACCCACACCGGAGAGAAGCCGUAUCGCUGUCCGCUCUGUGGAAAAGGCUUUAUUCAGAAAUGCACACUGGACAUGCAUCUGCGAAGUCACACCGGAGAAAAGCCCUACACCUGUGUGAAAUGUGGGAAAGGGUUUACCACAAAGUUUAACCUUAACAAACACCUGUCUUGUCAGUCAUGUGGCAACUUCAACUGCCGUUGGGGGAUCUUACGGGUAUUUUUUUUAACUUUCUCCGGGAUCCCGUUAAUGACAGACACCAUGAACACAGUCGAUUUUCAGACACAUUUAACGGCUAUAAUUGAAAUCAUGGCGAGAAGCGCUGCUGCGGAAAUAAGCAAACUAUUCGAGGAGAACUCACUGCUGCUGCGAAUGGAGAUUUUACGAUGUUCAAACGAAAACGAGUCUCUAAAAAAGAAAUGUCAGUUUCUGGAGACUGAACUUCAGUCCGCUCGGGAAACCGCAGGGGAGAUGAACGGGACACAAGCUCUUCACAGCGUGACAGAAACUGGACAACCUCCCACAAUCGACAAUGUGUUUGGUAAGGAAUGGUGCAUGAACCUCUGGAGACAGGAGGAGUCCAGGGUUGGAGAGCAAGAGGAUGCACAAAAGCCAAUAGAUUUGCUGGGUGAAGAACCAGAUGUGAUUAUGAUUAAGGAUGAGUCGAUGAAGAAUGCCAGUUGCUCUUUAAACAGUAUACCGGAGGACAACAAAAGCAGCAGUCUGACAGGACCAGCGAUGUCCAAUGAUGAGAGAUGUGGAGACCGGAACUCUGAUGAUUAUAUCACAUACACUGUGCCUUCAGACGAACAACCCCAACCGAACAUACAGCAGCCACAACCAGAAGAACAAAAUCUUCAUGGGACAGUUCAUGCGCAUGGACACAUUACGACAGGUGUAAAUUUCAACCACAUAAAAGUUGAAGCACAAAGGUUGAAAUACAGGUGUGUGUUCUGUGACAGACCCUUUAGAUAUAUAAGCCACUUGCAAAGACAUAUGCGGAAACACUCUGGAGAAAAACCAUACAUCUGCGCAGUCUGUGGUCGACGGUUCGCUCAGAAAACGUAUCUCACAACUCACAAACGCACACACUCCGGCGAAAGGCCGUAUGCUUGCAUUGAUUGCGGAAAGACUUUCUCUCAGAAAAGCUCUCUAAACGUGCAUCUCCGUUGCCACACUGGAGAGAAGCCAUUUAGCUGCUCGAAGUGCGGCAAAAGCUACGCGUACAAAAUUGCUCUUAAAACACACCGAUGUUAGAGUAGAAACGAGCCGUUACUGAAUAUCUU
Danio rerio (zebrafish) is the source of this 2337-nucleotide messenger RNA. The record is from RefSeq and is a predicted model, not a curated record. NCBI's taxonomy places the organism in Eukaryota, Metazoa, Chordata, Actinopteri, Cypriniformes, Danionidae.